GCAGAGUUUAGCCUUUUGUUUUGUUUUGUUUUUUGGUCCCCUUCUUGUCCUCAGCUCUGCAUCCACAGGACUCCGGUCUUCAAGAGGGGGCUCCAUGAAGGGGAGGGUAACCCCUGUACUUCUAGAAGGCACAUCACUGCGAUCAGUAACGUUCCAAGAUGUGGCCAUCAACUUUUCCCAAGAAGAAUGGCGAUUCCUGAACCCUGCUCAGAGAAAAUUGUACACAGCGGUGAUGUUGGAGAAUUAUCAGAACCUGGUCUGGCUGAAGAGUGAGUCAGUGUGGGAGCGCAAGGAAUUUUCUCUCAGGAAAAGUAUAAAAGAGGAAACAUUUCAACAUGAAAUAGUGAUGAAACUAACAAGCAGCACAUGUAAAGAAUACGCAAAAACUUCCUGUACCAACACCUUUUUGUCCAUCAGAAGAUCCUUAAGAAGGAGGGCUGCUGGUGCCACGAAUGUGGGAAAUCCUUUUGCCGUCGAUCAGCUCUCAUUCAGCAUCAGAGAAUCCACACAGGAGAGCGACCCUUUAAAUGUAAUGAAUGUAGUAAAACUUUUCAAUCAGAGGGCACACCUUAACCAGCACGAGAGAGUUCACACAGGUGAGAGACCAUAUGAGUGUAAGGAAUGUUGGAAGACCUUCAGCCAGAUUGCCCAUCUCGCCCAGCAUCAGAGUCAGAGUACACAUACUAGAGAGAAGUCCCAUGAGUGCCGUGAAUGUGGAAAGCCCGUUAGCCAUUCCUCAGCUCUGAUUGAUCACCAGAGGAUUCACAGUGGGGAGAAACCCUACAAAUGUAAGGACUGCAGCAGGGCCUUUGCUCAAAGUGCACAGCUCAUUAGACAUCAGAAAAUUCAUUCCGGUGAAAAACCCUACACAUGUACUAAGUGUAAGAAGUCCUUCGUACGCCUCUCUUCCCUCAUUGAGCAUCAGAGAGUUCACACUGGAGAAAAACCAUAUCAUUGUGAGGACUGCACAAAGACCUUUUGCCAGUCAAAAGUGGUUUCAGUAACCACUCUUCACUUGUCACACACCACAGGACGCACAGUGGGGUGAAGCCGUUUGGA
This is a messenger RNA of Neogale vison (American mink), 1059 nucleotides long. Its product is annotated as zinc finger protein 383-like. Lineage: Eukaryota; Metazoa; Chordata; Mammalia; Carnivora; Mustelidae. Gene Ontology annotation, biological process: negative regulation of transcription by RNA polymerase II. The transcript is spliced from 3 exons. The record is from RefSeq and is a predicted model, not a curated record. Gene Ontology annotation, molecular function: DNA-binding transcription repressor activity, RNA polymerase II-specific. The coding region runs from base 95 to 1048 and encodes 317 amino acids.